Lampris incognitus (smalleye Pacific opah) is the source of this 2448-nucleotide messenger RNA. Its product is annotated as keratinocyte-associated protein 3. The record is from RefSeq and is a predicted model, not a curated record. Lineage: Eukaryota; Metazoa; Chordata; Actinopteri; Lampriformes; Lampridae. Bases 26 to 715 code for a protein of 229 amino acids. The transcript has 6 exons.
GGAAACUAGCUGACCUGCCAGAGAAAUGUGUACCUUCGACAAGGACAAAGGACCAAGACGGUUGAUGAGGAAGGGGCUGACGCUCAUCUUUAUUGGCCAUAUUAAUUUCAUUUUGGGAGCUAUUGUCCAUGGCAAUGUCCUUCGCCAUAUCUCCAAACCAAGCAAACACAUUACCACAGAGUACACUGCAGCCAACAUAAUCUCUGUCACCUCUGGACUGCUGAGUAUAACGACUGGGAUCAUUGCCAUAUUGGUGUCAAGGAAUCUUACAUUGAUUAAAAUGCAAAUAGGCCUUCUAAUAAGCUCAUUCCUGAACACCCUGCUGUCAGCAGCAUGCAGUGUCGGGCUACUGUUGGCUAUCAGUCUCACCAUUGCCCAUGAUGGAAGGGGCUUGAUGGAGGGAUGCAAUAACACAGAGGUGCCAAUCAACGCUCGGUCACCAGUCAAUCCCUUUUGCCCCUUCGACACAACCAGGAUCUAUGACACGGCCCUGGCGCUGUGGAUCCCCAGUGCUGUGUUGGCAGCAGUGGAGGCAGGUCUGUCUGUCUGGUGCUUCUUAGUUGGAUUGACUCUCAGAGGGAUGGCACCCUGUGGCAACAGCUACAUCAAAGAACAGUUUGAGGAAGAGGCUCUGACCAAUAGGAACACAGCAGUCACUGAGUUCCCCUCACAGGGGCAAAGCCUGAUUGGACAACGCUCCAACCCUGACAUCUGACUGGAGAAGGCACGGUACCCCACAUUGACUACCAUAGCCACCUCCUAAUGUAUUUCAUCUGCACCAAUGUCCAGACCACAGUCUAAUUGAUAUUAGUGCAAGGUGAAAUGAGUGAAUGUAUCUGUAGUGCCUGCACCUGGAUAGAAUAAUGGAUUCAGUUUUGAAGAGGGUUUUUUUUCAAUCUCCGAUUAAUCAAAUUAUUCAUGUUUGUUGAUAUUAUUUUUUCACUCCCCCUGGUGAGCAGAUUCAGUACCAACUGGUCCUGUUUGUUUUCAUCUGUUGAACAACCUGUUACAUCAGGUACAUCAGGUGUCCCAAGUCCAAUUAAGCAGAAUUAGUUUAGGGGCAUAUCUAGAGGGUAUAGGUUUGUGAUAGUCAGUAACUAUGGAAAGACGACAAUACAUUUAUUCAAAUGGCAGGUUCCCAAUUUGGUUUUGUGUUCAAGGCUGCAAAAUCCAUCAUGUAUCCAUGAUUUUUUUUUUUGAUAUGAAGACAGUAAAGUUUAUGAAGUAAGUUGGUGCUGAAGUAUACCAAAGAUUUUUGUAUCUUUAUUAUAUGCUUGUCUCAGUUGUUGUUCAUAAUUUUAUCAAGUACUAUGUUUUAUUGUUUUACUAAUUUUCACUAUGUCGACUACCUAGCUGCUGUUCCAACCAUUUAUGUAGUGGUCUCUUAAGUGCAACCCACUGAGACCGAGCCACUAAAGUCCAUCUGUACUAACAUGAAUAAUCAUCUGUUGUAAACCAGUGAUUAAAAACAUGCUUUAUAUUAACUGAAAACACUUGCAUAUAUUGGCAAACUAGCAACGAGGUGCUUGAGAGCUGAGAGUAUUAAGUGGCUUUUUAACUGUUAAUUACCAUGAUUUUAAAAGUUUGGCAGAUUUUAAGCCUUAAAAGAAAGUUUGAAGUCCCACUGUGUAAAAUUACAAUAGCUACAUAUUGCCACGUUUUCCGUUCAAAGCAUGUUUAGAGAUGCUAAUAGAUGAAAUCCACCUAAUAGUGAUCUAUUAGACUCAAUGGGUUUCUUCAUUUUCCCCUCUGCUAGACUUUAUGAUCAGACACAAGAGGUAGUUUGCCUUUUUUGAAGGAUUAUUGGCACACAGGUGGUGACAUAUUUUAGGAAUCAGUGAAACUUAACGCCUAAAAAACAGUGUGAGCAACAGUAGACCAUGUUGUUUGGAAACAAUUGGCAGACAGCUCUCCACAGCCUCAGCCUUCAGAAGAAACUAAAAGGAUAAGAACUAAGGAAGGACAACAGACGAUAAAGAAAGUGAUGAGCACCGGAAUAAAGCUAGAAUAAAUAUUGAUUCCACCUUUAUGCAAUGGAGGCAAUUGAAGGAGCAGCAAGGCAUCUGAACAGAUGCAAAGACGAUGGGAGAUCUUGAUAUAUGGCUAAGUCUGUACUACAUAAAAUAAAUAUAUGGCAGACAUUACCUGACUUGAAGACAUUCUUUGUAUUUAAACGUUUUUCAAAGAAUGUUUUGUUCUUUCCUCUUGAAGAAAAGGUAUUCGACUCAAAGAGGAAAACGUUUCUGUUGUCAUCCACAUGAGCUGAACCAUUCUCAGCACUGAGCUGAUCUUACAGAUUUGUUUGUAUUCUGCUACUGGUUACAACCAGUCAUCGCUAAAGACAACAGCAAGUAAUUUAUUGAUAUAAUGUGGCCAAGCCAUUGUGCAGCUACUUUUGUGGCCACAGAAAUGGCUAAUGAGUAAAACCCUCACAUAGUGGGACUGUAA